UAAAGAAGAAGUCUCCGCCACCGCCGCGACGGGCGAUCGUCCGAUUGGAAUGCAGUGCCCCGUCUUUGACAUCGGGCCUUAAAAAAUCCCACCUGGGAGCGGCCGGUUACGCCAGGAACUCGGUAGCUGAACUGGAAGGCGGUGAGCCCGGCGACUCGGGAAAUGUCGACUCCGCCGGUGCUAGCCAUCGGCAUCGACCUGGGGACCACCUAUUCAUGCGUAGGUGUCUUCAGACAGGGCAAGGUGGAGAUCAUCGCCAAUGAGCAGGGCAAUCGAACUACUCCGAGCUACGUGGCCUUCACUGAGUUCGAGCGACUCAUCGGCGAGGCAGCAAAGAAUCAGGCGGCUCUCAAUCCUACCAACACUGUCUUCGACGCCAAGCGGUUAAUUGGAAGACGUUUCGAUGACCCAACCGUACAGAACGACAUGAAGCAUUGGCCAUUCAAAGUAGUCAGCGAUCACAACCGACCCAUGAUCGAGAUCAUUCACAAGAAAGACGUCAAGAAGUUCUACCCAGAAGAAAUUUCCUCCAUGGUUUUGGGCAAAAUGAAAGACAUAGCCGAAUCGUAUCUCGGCGGGAGAGUUUCCGAAGCUGUCGUCACGGUGCCUGCCUAUUUCAAUGACAGCCAGCGACAGGCGACAAAGGACGCAGGCAGCAUUGCUGGGCUUAAUGUGCUUCGUAUAAUCAAUGAACCUACAGCUGCAGCCAUUGCCUAUGGCCUGGAUAAGUCAGACGACACAGAGCGCAACGUUGUCAUCUUUGACCUUGGAGGAGGAACAUUUGACGUUUCGCUGCUCACCAUAGACAGGGGCAUUUUUGAAGUGAAGGCGACGUCUGGUGACACACACUUGGGAGGAGAGGAUUUUGACAGCCGCAUGGUGGUGUAUCUAGCGCAAGAGUUUCAGAGGAAGCACAAAAAGUCAAUGGAACAAGACAAGAAAGCGGUACGCAGGCUUCGAACUGCGUGUGAAAAGGCUAAACGCACGCUGUCUUCAUGCACGCAAGCUAGCAUUGAGAUCGACUCCCUGUUCGAGGGCAUCGAUUUCUACACAACCAUGACGCGAGCACGAUUCGAAGAACUGAAUUCUGAUCUCUUUCGCUCGACGAUGGACCCACUGGAAAAAUGCCUCAACGAUGCCCGCCUCACAAAGUCCGAUAUUCACGACAUAGUUCUAGUAGGUGGAUCUACUCGCAUACCCAAGAUACAAAAGCUUCUGCAAGAUUAUUUCAACGGCAAGGAGUUGAAUAAGUCUAUCAACCCAGACGAGGCGGUAGCCUAUGGAGCAGCGGUACAGGCAGCCAUUUUAACCAACAACAAGGCUCCUGAGGUACAAGACCUGCUGCUGCUCGACGUUACACCAUUGUCCCUGGGCAUCGAGACAGCGGGAGGUGUCAUGACAGCGCUCAUCAUGAGAAACACCACCGUUCCUACAAACAAGACGAGGAUAUUUACCACGUACACGGAUAAUCAACAGAGUGUGCUGAUUCAGGUUUACGAAGGCGAGCGUGCGUUAACGAAGGACAACAACCUCCUGGGCAAGUUCGCCCUGAAGGGUAUUCCGUCGGCUCCUCGUGGUGUUCCACAGAUCGAGGUGACCUUCGACAUUGAUGCUAACGGUAUCCUAAGUGUGUCCGCAGUGGAGAAGAGUGUGGGGAGAUCAAAGAAAAUCACCAUUACAAACGACAAGGGCCGUCUCACGAAGGAGCAGAUUGAAAAGAUGAUCAAGGACAGCGAACAGUACAAAGAUCAGGACUUAACGGAGCGGAACCGCAUUGCAGCGCGAAACUCGCUGGAGAGCUACGUCUUCCAUGUCCGCCAGAAGGUCACUGAAGAUCCCACUGUCAAAGCGGGCAUCAAGCCCGAGGAGGUUGAAAUGGUCACCAAAAAGACAGACGACAUCGAAAAUUGGCUGGACAUGAACACGAAAGCUUCGAAGGAAGACUUCGAAGCCCAAAAGAAGUCACUGGAAGAUAUAUGGGAGCCCAUAGCUGUUCGAAUCUACGCUGCUCAGCAAGGUGGAAGCAUAUCCUAGAGCAAUACAAAACGCGGCCUGUUACAAAAUAUGUUGCAUGAGAACACUGGACAAAGCACGGCGGAUAUGUACAACAUACGGACAUACAGCUAACCCGUCGAUAAGAAGCCGAGCCUGCAGUCUGGUGCUAGUAAACACAGCAUUGUUGAUUACGAAUAAAUGUUUCUUGCAUCCGC
Ornithodoros turicata is the source of this 2210-nucleotide messenger RNA. RefSeq names its product heat shock cognate 71 kDa protein-like. Lineage: Eukaryota; Metazoa; Arthropoda; Arachnida; Ixodida; Argasidae. Gene Ontology annotation, cellular component: plasma membrane; cytosol; nucleus. Bases 163 to 2034 code for a protein of 623 amino acids. The record is from RefSeq and is a predicted model, not a curated record. Gene Ontology annotation, molecular function: ATP-dependent protein folding chaperone; ATP binding. The transcript has 7 exons.